Entrophospora candida is the source of this 483-nucleotide messenger RNA. NCBI's taxonomy places the organism in Eukaryota, Fungi, Glomeromycota, Glomeromycetes, Entrophosporales, Entrophosporaceae. The record is from the annotation of a GenBank genome assembly.
AUGAUUGUAACUAAAGCAAUAGUAGGUCCGAUAACUGUUGUUAUGCGAGUAGUUAUAGAGAAUGCGGUGAAAACAUCGAACCUCAAGCCUGAAUCUCAAAAUUUGGUGAAACAUGUAGAAGAUAUCUCUAUAUAUGUACAAAAACUGAAAAAAAAAGCUCCUGAAUCUUAUAAGAAAUUUCAAAAAAUUAAGAAUAACAUUAUUAGCAACGACAAGACAAUUCAAAACAACAAUCCUUUGCUAAACUUUAUUUUAUGCAAAAUGUAUUUAUAUAAAAUAACACAAAACGAGAAGGCACUCACGCAAAUUCAAACGGCUUUAAUGUUUGAAGUAUUAGCUUAUAAAAUGAAACCUAAUAUUUUGGUUAUGGCGGAAAAUAUAAUUAAGUUUUGUAAUAAGAAAUUCAAAAAAAUUUUUGGAACUGGUCGAAAAUUCAAGAUUAGCAAAGAAAAAUUAAACGAAAAAAGUUACAUUUAUAUCGAU